Messenger RNA from Owenia fusiformis, 1500 nucleotides. Lineage: Eukaryota; Metazoa; Annelida; Polychaeta; Sabellida; Oweniidae. The record is from the annotation of a GenBank genome assembly.
AUCACCUGUAGAGGUAGAGGUAACUACAGUACUUGUAAGUUAUUGGUACGGAUGAAACUGAGGCCUCAUAGACAAGAAAUGGAAUAGAAUAAAAUUGGUUGCUCCAGGACUAUUCAUUUAUUAAUUCAUUCAAUAAUCAAUAUGGCUGAGACAAUUAUUGAGAAAAACUUAGAUGAGAAUGAAGUUUGGAUAAAAGUAAGAAAUUGUCCAAAUUUUAGUGAUUUGAAUGCCAAGGUUAAGAAAAUCAUACAGAAGUCAUCUUAUUGGGAGAAGUAUGGAAUUGAUCUUGCCAUAGUGUUAACUGCAAUAGCAUUUGUCCCAUUGACCUACAAACUCAUGGCAAGUGACAGUCUUUUGACAAUUAUUACAGGAAUGAUCAUUUUCGGAAUGACCCACAGUAUUAUUGCCAACAAAGGAGGCCAUGCUGCAUCCCAUGGUGCAUUUGGUGAAACAAAACUCUGGAACCAUUUCGCUACUCGUUUCACUGUUGAAUUCUGGGGAUCAACUUCAGCGCACAUAGGAUAUAUGAUCCACAUUAAGGAACACCACCCCCACACAAAUAUUACUGGCCUCGGGGACUCCAGUACGUGGAAGGUACCAAUGUUACCUCGAUAUAUCUACAUGUUUGUCGCGCCCCAUUUCAUUCCAAUUGUCAUACCAUUUUUCUCGAUGUCGAUGCUGAUCGGAAACUUUUUGGAACUUGUAAAAUAUAGCAUCAUUGCUGGAAGCGGUCUUGUGCUUCAAGUUGGGGCUUUUCAUGUAUUCUGUGGCUACUCUAUUCCCAUGUCCAUUUUUAUGCUAUUUGCAAGCCGCUCCGUCAUGGCUGCACCAUAUAUUCACUUCAAUAUAUUUCAACAUAUUGGAUUGCCUAUGUACUCGCAAGCAAACAGACCAAAGCGUAUCUACCAGAUGGCGUCUGGAUGUCUGAACCUAGACAGGAAUCCACUGUUGGACCUAACUUUGGGACACACUUUGAUAAACUGCCACGUUGAGCAUCAUUUGUUUCCUGGAUUAUCCGACAACAUGGUUCUGACCAUUAAACCGAUCGUUUCAUCAUUUCUAAAGGAGAAUGGCUUGCCUUAUAAUGAGGAUAGUUAUUCAAAUCGAAUGUUUUUAUUUCUGGACAAAUAUGAAGAACUUAUGGUCAAUGCACCACCAUUGACCCAUUUCAUAGGACUUCAGUAAUUCAACUUAUGGUAAAUGCACCACCAUUGACCCAUUUCAUAGGACUUCAGUAAUUCAACUUAUGGUAAAUGCACCACCAUUGACCCAUUUCAUAGGACUUCAUUAAUUCAACUUAUGGUAAAUGCACCACCAUUGACCCAUUUCAUAGGACUUCAGUAAUUCAACUUAUGGUAAAUGCACCACCAUUGACCCAUUUCAUAGGACUUCAUUAAUUCAACUUAUGGUAAAUGCACCACCAUUGACCCAUUUCAUAGGACUUCAUUAAUUCAACUUAUGGUAAAUGCACCACCAUUGACCCAUUUCAUAGGACUUCAG